This is a messenger RNA of Quercus lobata, 3105 nucleotides long. Its product is annotated as Ubiquitin carboxyl-terminal hydrolase family protein. The record is from RefSeq and is a predicted model, not a curated record. The transcript has a single exon. NCBI's taxonomy places the organism in Eukaryota, Viridiplantae, Streptophyta, Magnoliopsida, Fagales, Fagaceae. The coding region runs from base 208 to 1398 and encodes 396 amino acids. Gene Ontology annotation, molecular function: RNA binding.
UAAAUUCCCAAACUAAGUUCUGAGGUCCGAUGAGGUCUGAGAGAGUUGUGAUUUCGAAGAAACUUUUCAGAUAUCAGCUAAACUCUUCUAUUUCUAUGUCAAUUUCAACCUCCAAAGAAAGGAGCUCUACAUGUGACUCUUAAAAGACCCUGCACUCCAACUGUUCGACGAUUGGUCCCAGAGACACCUCUUUGUUCUUAUUCGGAAAUGCAGGGGACAUUCAUGUUCUUGAGCUUAAACAAGCUUCUCAAAUGUUCAAAAACUGGUUCUAAGACAUGGGUUCCAGUGAGGCACAAAUCAAGUGGAGGAAGAAGACCCAAGAAGAAAAUAUACCACAGGGUCCAUGAACUUGACAGAGUCAUGGACUUGCAAAAGAAACCAUCUUUGAUCCUUCAGCUCAAGUCCAUCAUCCAAUCCCAGAAACAGCAGUCUCUCUUUCUCAGGGACCUUGAAAAAGAAGUUGGGUUUGUUCAGAAAUGGAAUUUCAUGGCUGUCAUUGAGAAGUACCCUGCUAUAUUUUGUGUUGAAGGGGGUGGCAGUACAAACAGAACACCCCCUUCUGUUAGGCUCACUGGUAAGGCCCAAAAGAUUGCCAGUGAAGAAGGUGAAGCUAGGAACUUGAUGGAACCGAUUCUGGUUAAAAAUUUGAGGAAGUUGUUAAUGUUAUCAGUUGAUUGUAGAGUACCACUUGAAAAGAUAGAAUUCAUUGAAUCUGAAUUGGGUUUGCCAAAUGACUUUAAGGAGUCAUUGAUUCCAAAGUACCCGGAAUACUUUUCUGUGAAGGAUGUCAAUGGGAAGGCUUAUCUUAAUUUGGAAAAUUGGGACUCUUCAUUGACAGUCACUGCCCGUGAGGAAAGAGCAGCACAGGAUGGGAUUCCGGACUUUAAUGGGAGUCGAAAGCAGGUUAGAAUCUCGAAAGAUGGUAACUAUCGAGGUCCAAAUGCAUUUAGACUGAGUUUUCCUGUAGGCUUUAGGCCUAACAAAAGUUAUCUUGAGGAAAUUGAGAGGUGGCAGAAAAUGGAUUUCCCUUCUCCAUACUUAAAUGCAAGGAGAUUUGAAGCUAAGGAUCCAAAAGCCCGAAAACGGGUGGUGGCAGUCCUCCAUGAGCUUCUCAGUUUGACUAUGGAGAAGAGAAUGACAUCUGCACAAUUGGAUGCAUUUCAUUCUGAGUAUCUGUUACCAUCUCGAUUAUUGCUUUGCUUGAUAAGGCAUCAUGGUAUGUUUUACAUUACUAAUAAAGGUGCAAAAAGCACUGUUUUUCUCAAAGAAGCUUACGAUGGUUCAAAUUUGAUAGAUAAAUGUCCUUUGUUGUUAUUUUAUGACAAAUUCAUAUCACUUAGUGGUAGAAGAGAGAUCAAUUUGAACGGCGAGAUGCCUUCUUCACAAGUUGUUACCUGAGAAUUUGCUUUGCUGAGAGAGAUUCUGUGUAAUGCUGGUAGAUAUGGACUAUGCUUGUGAGACUUGCUUUAAUGCCAUAAUUAAGUCAGUCAUUUUAUAGUUCAUGAUUUUGGUCUAGCUAACUGGUUUUGAUCUCCCCAACAAUCAAACUUAUUUGCGUUGAUUCAUUUUAUUGCCAGGGCUUGAUAUCUGUGUGUAUAAGUAUGCAGUUUCCAUAUAUGUAAGCAUAUUUUUAUAUCAUUUUGUUUUUGAUAUCCACAGUUGUGUCUGAGCAUUGGGUGAAUUACUGGAAGUUCUGUUUAAAAAUCAUACUUACAAUAGAUCAUUUUUUACCUCUUUGUCAAUCAUUAAAUGGGUAUUGUGGUUGAACUCGUACAAGCAAUAUUUUUAGUCAAGGUUAUCUAUGCAAGUAUUUUGAUCAACAUGAGUUUUAGUAUUAUGGUGACUGCCUGACUGGGAUCUAUAGAAUCUCUAUGUUUAGGCUUUUGUACCUUCAUUUCUAUUCUUCUUGAGGCUUAUAACUGCUUCCAAUUAUUGGCCCCCCUCUCUUCUGUAUUAUCCUUAAUUAAACUGCAUCUUCUGGUUGUUUACCUCAUGUUGAAUUUGGUUGGGAAUCCAUGGUUAGACGCUAUUGAGUUAUAUGUAGUGCAUGAGUGAAUUUCGAGAGCAAUAUCUGUUGAUUACGUAGUGGCCAUUGCUACUCUCUGCUUCUUCCUCUUAUCCACUAUCUCUUAAAUGUCCAAAAUUUGAAUUUAUUUCUUUAAGUUAGUUAUCAAUUUCAGAGACCUAUCCAACAUGUUCUGGAAAAUUUAAUAAAAUUGCAAUUUAAUUAAAAAAAUAUGAUCAUAUACAUAUUGAUGUAUCCCUUUAAAAUUCACAUCUUAUUUUCAUUAUCAACAUAUUUGUGUGAAAUCCAUCUCCCAUAUCUAUAAGUGCUUCAAAGGCAGAGACUUUGGUCCAUUAAAUGGCUUCCCCCUCCCCCCUCCCCAAAUUUGUUACUAUGAUGUAAAAGAAUUUAUACCUUUUCUUUUUUGUGUACAAAUAAGAAAAUAUUUUCUUAUCUAAAAAAUAGAAAAGCUUUGAUGUAUAUCAUCUGUCCCAUUUCUUUAAGAGAUGUAAGGUGCUAGAGGGAUGUUGUGAGGAUAUGAAUGAAAUUCAUGAAACAGUCCAAUCAUCUGUCUUAGAUUAGCUUAGAAAGCCAGAGACAACCAAAUGAAAUGAAUGAAAUGGAGGGGUUCACCAGAUGGUUCUAUAUCUGUGCCAUCUGUUUUUGCCGAAGAUGUGAAGUGUUUUUUUUUCUUGUUCGUGUUUGGGGCACAAAUAUAUCCAACAAAACCUAAGUCAAAUCAAUAGAUUAUGGUGUUUGGUGGACAAUAGCUGCACUUUAUGUGGUUUGGAAUGUGACUUUGCUAGAGUAGCGUGGUUUGGAUUAGGUUGGUGCCUUUUGUAUUGAUGCAAUUAAUGUGAAUUUAAGUAUUUAUCUGAUAAUGUUGGUAGUUGCUCCCCCAGCUCAAGUCCUGGAUGGCAGAGUAACAAACCAGUUGCCAUUAUUUGCUGCUGUGGUUAUAGAUUAAUUACUGAAGCUAAGGAACUUAACUUGAUCUAAUUCCACUGAAGUUUUAACUAUGAAGCUUCCUGCCAGAGUAAUGCAGAAUUUUGAAAGCUUUGCUAAGCUCAGACAGGAUCUCUACUCAGGCAACUAUGGAG